UAGCUUAAGUCGUUCGCCAGUAGAGGGCAAGGGAAAAAUAUGGCAGCGGUGAAGUUGAAAUCGAACGAAAAUUCUUGUACGAAGUCGUUCACUGAACAUAAGAAUGAAAAUAUACCAGAAGAAUUGACUUUUAGAUUAUAUGAUGCGUUUCUUAUUGUAUUAUCAAUGGGAACAUUUUUGGUGGAUUUGAGUACUGAUGCAGUCUUGGUUGUCGAAUAUUUUGAAAAUGGACACUUUUAUUGGGCUAUUAGUACUUUGUUACUAGUUGUUUUCCCAGCUGCUAUGGUACAAGUGUUUAGUAUGCGGUGGCAUAUUAUGGAUGAAUCGGCAGGGCUAUUGCACUGGGUGGCUCACGUUUUCCUUUUAGGCUUGGUUCACAGGUAUGUUGUUGCAUUGAAGACCGGCUUUGAAGCACGUACAUCAGGCGACCCUCUCGACUUCCAGCGGCUCUAUCAUCAGCAAAAUGACAUUUGUAUGUUACGUUUAUUUGAAUCUUUUAUGGAAUCUGCACCACAGUUGGUUCUUCAGUUGUACAUCAUGAUAUCUUUAGAAGAUUGGCGCAGUUGGACAGGUGUGUCAGCUGUUGCAUCACUUGCAUCUCUAGCUUGGGCAGUUGCAGCGUAUACCAAAGCUAUGAGACGUGCUCGUCCCGAUAAACGUUCAUUGUCUGCAGUAGGCUUCCUGCUGCAGGCAGUUUGGCGAGGAAGCAUGAUAACAGCCCGAAUAACAGCAUUGGUACUGUUUGCUGUUGGUUUUAAAGCAUGGCUGUUUUUAUUGCUUGGUGUGCACUGGAUAGGAAUGACAGCUUGGAUAAUGUUCCAACAUACUGACUUCUGUCAGUCACCAUGGGAAGAAAAGAUAUAUAAUUGUGUAGUGGGUGUGAUAUAUUGCUUUUGUUUUUUCAAUCUCAAAGAGGGUCGCUCAAGAAAGCGUAUGCUUGUAUUUUACGUCAUUGUUAUCCUUCAGAAUGUCAGCUGUCUGGGAAUGUUCAUCGGUUUCACAGGAAUGACAAGGUUCAACCUUGUAAUCUUUGGCACCACUGCUGUUGUUGGUGGGACAAUAUUAGGUAUCAUGAGCAUGCUGCUUUAUUAUGGCUUUUUCCAUCCUGCUGGACAUAUUAAAUUUCAUUCUGAAGCAGUAAAUCAUGAUGCACGUGAAACACAAAUGUCCACCAUGAAGUCAGAAAACACAGCAACAAUUCGCUCAUUAAAGCACUGUUGGGACUUAGAUAAAGAACAACCAACUGGAAGGAUCAACAAUAUGCCAUCAAAUGGUGGCUCUCCGCUUUCUGAUGAUGCCACAACAGACAAAAAUCUUCUGUUAAACAACUGGGCACCAUGUCAAACAGCAACACCAACAGAAUUCUUAAAUCUGGGGCUGGAAAUUGCAGAUGAAAUAGAAAUUGUAAAAAAGGCAAGUGAGGAGCCCAGAACACUAAUUUCAACUACAAAAUAUGAUGUCUUAAAACGGAAAAGACGUGGUAUUUGUUCACCAGAGGAAUUAGGAAUAGAUACUGAACAUCCUUUGGAAGAUAUGAGCAGUCUGGAGGAUAUUGCUGCAACUAAUGAUUCAAAUCUGCUCCAGAGGCCCUCAUUUUCAGCUAUUCAUGAAAUUGGAAUAGACCCCUCAUUGGCUGAUGGGAAAAAUACAGUGAUAUUAGAUGAAAUGACAAGACAGAAACGCCGUGCUAUCUGUUCUCCCAUUGACUUCGAUGUUUUCAAUAGUGCACAUGAUAUGCAAAAUAACAAGGAGGAUAAUGUUUUAUCGAUGUCAGUUGCUGAUGCAUCUACAGAAAGUGGUGGUGAAGUUCUUUGUGAACAAUUUUCAGGUACAGUAACAGAAAAGAAGUGUGAUACUGAACCUUGUAAUGUAAAUCACCAAGAUGUGCCUCCAGGUGGAAGUGAAGAUGCACCAAGUGAAAUACUUUCAGUACCAAGUGAGGUGCUCUCAGCUCAUGACUACGAGAAUAUCUGUGCUGUAAACAUUGCAAGAGAAGCUUGGGGUUUACGUUCUUGGCGUGGUUAUUCCGACAUAGAGACCUGGUUGCAUGAUGACAGUGUAGUGAGAGACAGAAGACGAGAUACUCUCACCAGCACAGUAACCACAAUUACUUCGGCAUCUUCAGACAAUUCGACGACAAGUGGGGAACCAUUAGCUGUCACUAUUUCUCCACCUCCAAUUCCCUGCAGGCGACCUAAUGUGGGAAUUAGAGUACAACGUUCAAGACAAGAUGAUUAUCUUGAUACAUUGGUUGAUGACUUGGCAGAAUGUGAAAGAAAUCGUAACUUACCAGAUUUUGUUUCUGAGCAAGAUGAGUUCAAUGUAUUCAUUGCUCGUCCUUAUGUUAUCGAUCAGAAUGGAGCUUUCCAUCCUGUUACAACACUGGACACUAUCAUGGAAGAACAUGAAGAGUCAAGCACCGAAGCAGGUGACUCUAUUAAACUCCGCAGGAGGCAUGAUUCAGCCAGCACCCUGGUUGCUACUAUAGAUGAGAUUCGGCGUGGCAGUUCUCUUUGUAACUUAUACAACUCAACAUGGGACAGCAGAAGCUGUAGUUCUGCAAGCACAUUGAGUGGUAGCCCACAAAAAUCUCCCAGCAAGAACAAAUUUCCUUUUGAUUCUGUUUACAGCACCUCUUUGCCAUCACUUCCCAGUUCUUCCUUGAGUACAAAUCCAUAUUCUCCAGUCACUCGUGACUCUCACUUGAUUUCAAAGUUGCACGAUUCAUUAAAUGAUGAUUGCAGAGUAUCUUCAAAGAUGGUUCCCAGUACCAUGUCCCACGGACCAGAAAUCGUUUUGGAUGCAGUGUCAUAUUUAUCAUCUCCUGAUUCAGUUGCAGAACAUUCAGCUCAGCAGCAAGCUUCCUGUGCAGAGGCAAAGAAGACUGGAAAAUCAAAUAGAAUUAGAAGAAAAUUUUCUUUACUGAGAGAAAAAUUUGAACAUAAAGAAGCCGAUCAUGAUAUAAGUCAGCAGUUAGACACUUUCACUUCAGCAGAUGUCAAAAAUUGUACAAAACCAAUUUCAGAUUUCUGUGCGACUGUGAAAAAUGAUAUUGUGCUUGACAUAUCAGCUGAAAAGAUUGAAGAACCAUCAGAUAAGGAAAACGUAAUUCCAGCAGUCACAUCUCGUAUUAAACAGUGGAACAGUAUUUUGAAAGGUCAGAAUACAGAUCAGAGACUACACUUAGAAGUGCCUAGUGUACGUGGUGAAACGGAAAGGGAAACUAGUAAACCAGUGAAGGUAAGCUACUUAAAUUUGAAAGAGAGGAGGAGUGUUUUCUUAAAACAAGUCUUGUCUCCACCUAGAUUUCAAAGUAAACCCAAGAGGACUUCUUUGUCAGCAGCAUGGAAGGGUGUUUAUGUGUCAUAAGUUCUUAUCUUAGAAGGGAAAUAUGUUUGACGUAGCAAACAUGUUAUCAGUACAAAGAUCGUCUCCUUAGAUGUACAAAAAUAGUGCCACAGUACUGUGCUGCCUUUUCUUUUAAAGUUGUAACAAGACAAACUACAAGUUUACUGAUGUAUCGAAAACAUUAUAAAUUAAACAUAUUUAAAUUUGGUUUCAAGGUGCAAAACAUUUAAAAUGUGUAAUUUAUGAAUAUGUACAUCACAAUGGUGAUGUAAUAAAUGGUGCUAUAUUUUUAUUUAUAUUUGAGUACAUAUCUGUAAAUAAGAUUUUUCUAUGAAUGUUUUAUGUAUAAUAUACAAAACUGCUUUUAUAUUUUACUGAUACUGGUAUGUGAUUUUUGUCACAUUGUACAGUUAUUUAUCAGUGCAUUCUACUGACGCUAAUGUACGAUAUUGCUCGAUGAAAAUGUAUUUAUGAGUUUGAUCACUGAUAUUUGUAGAUCACCUUGUUUGUGAAGUUAUAAAAAAAAACUGAAGUGUUGAAUUGUUCACAUCUUUUAUAUUUUCUAAUAAGUCAACAGAUGUGUUACCAUACAAUCAUCAGUAGAGAACCUGAUUAUGUGUUGUGGAGAUUUUUUUUGUGUGUGUGUGUGUGUGUGUGUGUGUGUGUGUGUGUGUGUGUUAGGAUACAAAAUAGAGAGAAUUUGUGCUUAUUGUAUCUGUUGGUCUUAUCUCCAAUAAAUGCCAAUUUUUAAUAAA
This is a messenger RNA of Schistocerca serialis cubense, 4103 nucleotides long. RefSeq lists its product as uncharacterized. The record is from RefSeq and is a predicted model, not a curated record. Gene Ontology annotation, biological process: phosphatidylserine exposure on apoptotic cell surface; apoptotic process involved in development; engulfment of apoptotic cell. NCBI's taxonomy places the organism in Eukaryota, Metazoa, Arthropoda, Insecta, Orthoptera, Acrididae. The coding region runs from base 40 to 3369 and encodes 1109 amino acids. Gene Ontology annotation, cellular component: plasma membrane. The transcript has 7 exons.